Messenger RNA from Lethenteron reissneri (Far Eastern brook lamprey), 5733 nucleotides. RefSeq names its product BCL11 transcription factor A (gene BCL11A). Gene Ontology annotation, cellular component: nucleus. Gene Ontology annotation, molecular function: RNA polymerase II cis-regulatory region sequence-specific DNA binding; DNA-binding transcription factor activity. Gene Ontology annotation, biological process: regulation of transcription by RNA polymerase II. The record is from RefSeq and is a predicted model, not a curated record. NCBI's taxonomy places the organism in Eukaryota, Metazoa, Chordata, Hyperoartia, Petromyzontiformes, Petromyzontidae.
UGCUGGGGGUGCAGGGUGGAGAGAGCGAGUGAGAGGGCUCUGCGCUUUGUGUGUGACCGCGUGUGCGCGUGUGUGUGAGUGUGCGUGCGUCUUGGGAGGAUGGUGAGGGUACGUGAGAGUGCGUGAGCCCGCGCGCGUGUGUGUGUUGGCAGGGGAGCGAGAGGGUGCCGUGGGUAGGCGCGCGCGCGCGUGUGUCGGCGAGUGGAGGCGCAGGCUGGUGAGGAGGGUGCGCGUGUGUGUGUGCGCGCUUGUGUGUGUGCGUGUGUGUGUGUGCGCGCUUGGGGAGGAGGAGGAGGAGGGCGGCUGGGAAGCGGCGAGCGGGGAGGCGAGCGGGGUGGUGUCGUGCGGAGGAGGAGGAGGGGAUGCGAGGCGAGGGGAGGGAGCAAGGCUAGGGGAGGAGGGGACCGCGAGAGAGGGACGCGCCGAGGCAGUGUACUUGAACUUAGAGGUUACAUUCCCCCCUCGCGCGUCGCAUCACGGCAGCGCAAUCCCCGCGAUCCGCGUCCCACCUCCCGUCUCCCCACCCCCUCCCACCACCCACAGACCCCCCGUCCUGCCCCCGCCCGCCAUCUUUGUAUUAUUUCCGAUUUAUUUUAUGUCGCGCGCGGCCAUUGAGGAGCUGAUUUUCUCCGGACGAGAGGCGCGCGCGUCGAUGUGACCAGUGGGCGAGUGCGGCCACCAGCAGCAUGUCGCGCCGCAAGCAGGGCAAGCCGCAGCACCUGAGCAAGCGGGACUUCUCGCCCGAGCCCGAGCGCGUGGAGGCGCUCAUGGGCGACGAGGAGGAGGAGGAGGAGGAUGACACUGAGGAAGACGACCGCGCGACGGCGGCCGAGGCCCAGGCGCCGGGGGGCGGCGCGGGCGGCGCCUCGGAGCAGGACCUGCUCACGUGCGGGCAGUGCCAGCUCACGUUCCCGCUGGCCGACAUCCUCCUCUUCAUCCAGCACAAGCGCAAGGGCUGCGAGGCCUCGCUCUGCGCCGACAAGGGGCCCGGCGGCGGUGCCGGCGGCGGCGUCGCGGGGGCUCCGCGGGCCUCCCCGCCGGCGCACGCGCUGGCGCGGGCGCCCGUGGAUAUCGGCGUGCAGGUGUCGCCCGAGGACGACGACCUGGCUGCGGGGCACGCCAAAGGAGGCCCCAGUAAACGGGAAGGCCCGGCGCAAGGGAAGGACGAGCCGUGCAGCUACGUGUGCACGACGUGCAAGCAGCCCUUCUCCUCGGCCUGGUUCCUCCUGCGGCACGCGCAGAACACGCACGGCUUCCGCAUCUACCUGGACAAUGGCCACCCGAUCAGCCCGCUGGCGCCGCGCGCGGGCCUGCCGCCCUCGCUCGGCCCCCACUCGCCCGCCCAGCCCCCGCCCCUGCCUCCGCCGCCCCCCUUGCCGGGCCUGCACCUGCCCGACGCCAACCCCUUCAGCUUCCUGCGCCUCUCGGGGCCCCCCGUGCUGCGCGACCACCACCCGGGCCUCCGGGAAGGCGCGCCGGGGGGCCCCGGCGGGCGGCUGCCUCCGACGCCGCCGCUCUUCAGCCCGCCGCCCCCCAGGCCGCACCUGGACCCGCACCGGCUCGACUGCCUGAGCGCCGAGAGCAUGGCGCUGGCGGCGGCGGCCGCCCACCACCACCACCACCAGCACGCGCACGCGCACCAGCACGCGCACCAGCACGCCCACCAGCACGCGCACGCCCACCCGCACCCUCCGGGCGGCUUCGAGCGGGCGCUCAGGCUGAAUCCCAUCGGGAUGGAACCACCGCUGCCGAUGGAUUUUUCGCGGCGGCUGCGCGAGCUUGCUGGGAACUCGACGCCGCCGCUUUCCCCGGGCCGACACGGCGCCCUGCCAAGGCUUCUGCAGCCCUUUCCGGCUGGCGGUAGCGGCGCCGGGAACAAGUCGCCUUUUCUCGGCACUCCCCCUCCCCCGCCACUCCCCCCGCCUCCUCCCAUCCCACCCCCUCCCCCUCCGCCGGCCUCCGUCUCGCCGGCCGCGUCCUCGCAGUCGUCGCUCAAGCCCAAGUCGUGCGAGUUCUGCGGGAAGACGUUCAAGUUCCAGAGCAACCUGAUCGUGCACCGGCGCAGCCACACGGGCGAGAAGCCCUACAAGUGCCCGGUGUGCGACCACGCCUGCACGCAGGCCAGCAAGCUCAAGCGGCACAUGAAGACGCACACCUGCUCGCCGGCCGGGGGCUCGUCGCCGUCGCACGGCGGCGCCGCCGGCAACUCGGAGGACGGCCGCUCGGAGGCCAGCUCCCCCGAGCCGGGCGCCAGCGAGGGCCACCGCGGCUCGAGGGAGCGUAAGUACCGCUGCGAGGGCGACGGCGACAACAACGAAGAGGAGGAGGAAGAGGAGGAGGAGGAAGAUGCCGAGGAGGAGCUGGCCGAAGAGGAGCGCGGCCGGGGCCGACCGGACUCGGCCUUCGACCUGAACGCGGAGAGCGGCGGCCGCGACCACGAGCGCAACGGCAAGCCGGCCGAGCGCAAACCGCUGGCGCUCAACGACGUGAUGGACGGCGUCGGCCUGAACCCGAUGCAGCACUACAGCGAGGCGCUCAAGCAGAUCCUGGCCGGCAAGCGGCGUCAGUGCCCGCCCCCGCCCGAGCACCCGCCGGACGCGAUGAGGGCGCCGCGGGACGGCCCCGUCGACAGGGACCCCUCCUCCCACGCCGAGUCCAACCACGUCUCCGAGAGUCCCGUCAACGGCCGAGGGUUCUCGCCCGGGCAGCUCCCGGGCACCGCCGUGCCCCGGAACCCCCCGCCCAUCUCCAGCCCCAACCCGCUCAGCACUUACCCCAAGCGCAUCAAGCUCGAGAAGGAGUUCGAGCUGCCGCCCGCGCCCAUGCUGCCCACGGAGAACGUGUACUCGCAGUGGCUGGCGGGCUACGCCGCGUCGCGCCAACUCAGCAAGGAUCCUUUUUUUGGGUUCGGGGACUCUCGCCGGUCCCCGUUCGCCUCCUCCUCGGAACACUCGUCGGAGAACGGCAGCCUGCGCUUCUCCACGCCGCCCGGCGAGCUGCUGGACGGCAUGAACUCCGGCCAGAGCGGCACUGGCAGCGGCAACAGCACGCCCAACCUGUCGGGGCGUCCCAGCUCCAAGGACGGCCGGCGCAGCGACACGUGCGAGUACUGCGGCAAGGUGUUCAAGAACGGCAGCAACCUGACGGUGCACCGCCGCUCGCACACGGGCGAGCGGCCCUACAAGUGCGAGCUGUGCAGCUACGCGUGCGCGCAGAGCAGCAAGCUGACGCGCCACAUGAAGACGCACGGCCAGAUGGGCAAGGAGAUCUACAAGUGCGACAUCUGCCAGAUGCCCUUCAGCGUGUACAGCACUCUGGAGAAGCACAUGAAGAAGUGGCACGGCGAGCAGCUCAUCUCCACUGACGACGAAGUCAAGUCGGAGCACACGGAGACCAGUUGAGGACGGCGUGACGUUUCCUCUCGCCCGCCCGCCCGCCCAUCGGCCGGCCGCUCCACCGGUCCAUGCCCGGUUCCGCCAAACCCCACCCCCCCACAUCGACCGACACCACUCCUCUAGACCGCAUGGCCGUCCUGCUCUGUUCCUAACUCUGGACCCAUUCUGCUCCCCCCUUCCACCCCGCGCCGCCCUCCGCCCCCUGCCGUGUUGGCCGUUUGCACCCACGCGCCCUCUCAGGCCCACGAGCACGCACAGCGCCCUCUCGCUCUACACUCCAUUCCAGCCCUGGCGGGGGCUUUUCAUUUCCUCCUGCCACCUGCCCACCCGCCCACCCGUCCCAGCAAUUAUAUAUUUCAAACUUUUUUAUUUAUUUAUUUCCUUUGCUUUGGGUGCGAGCUGGACGUUUGUAAAGUAAUGUAAAAGUUGUGCUGAUUUUCUGCCAUGAAACUCGAAUGGAAACACUUAAUGCGGGAACAAAAAUAAAUCCCGCCUCUACUUUCAAGCGAACGUUUCAAGGAAUGACCCGACUUUGAAUCCCGUUGCUUGCAAAUCAAGCUCAUUCAUUAUGCCAUUAUCUUUGAGUCAAGGCUAAUGUUUGCAAAAUGGCAACGAAAAUAUCGACUUUAAAUAUCGCCUGAGAGGGUAUCGCAUUCCGUACGGUCGACCUCGACGGCAGCGUGGUCGCUGCAAUGGUGCCCACCUGCGUUGAGGACAACACGCAAGCAGCUAUAUUUAAUCAGUGGAGCCAACUUCUGGGUGGGUUGAGUACUAAAUUGAGUGAGGUUAUUCGCUUUGUAGCACUGCUUAGAAUUCCAAUAAUGGCAACGGUGAGCACCAUGCACACGGGAAAUGUACAAAUAUAAAUAACGUUAAUGCGUUCUUUCAACUUAACUUGCCCAAGUCAUUCAAGAAUUUGUUGUCCAGAAAGUUUGCACAACUUGUUUUUUUUUAGAUCGUCAACAAUUCACUCCCCAUGGGACCAAAUUGAACAAGAACAGCAAGGGAGGGAGACAGUGGGGGGGGGGGGGGGGUGAGACGGAGGGACGGAGGAGACGCGACCGUCUCUUGGGCAACUCUGUGGCUGUGAGAGAAGUCCCCGACGCUACGCGCCGGCGACGUCCCCCGUCUUUCUCUCUCGUGCAAUAACGGUCGCGCGUGCGGCGGGGAGAGCGGAGGGGCCGCGUGGCGCGUCCAGUCGAUCGCAGGUCACACAGGUUCCUAGUUUUCCGCAAAAAUCCUCCGCGCCUUUUCAAAUCCACAGUGGCUUAUUACCACAGAUUUGACAAAAUAUAUCGGCAAGCUGUUGAAAUAGACGGCGACUCUCAAAAUAGAAGUAAACAUUUGCGAGCCUCCUUUUAAAAAGACGAGCGGUACAAGACGUCCAACGAAGCGAGUCGCGUUGCUCCGUCGAGGUUGCAUUUCAAGUAAUAAUGGGAUCGGGAAUUCAUGUGCGAGUGCCUUGUUAAACAGUCUUUCCCCAGAAGCAAACGGAGCCUUCACGACAUUUACCGGCCAGAACUUUCCAGGAAUAUUCUGCCGCAUUUAAAAGCGCUUUUUUGGCCUUUUUCUUCUGACGAGAUUAAAAUCUCACGCUCUGCUAACUGUAUACGUCAGGAUGAAUGCUUGCAAGAGCUCAUCACUGCUUUUGUAGUUUUAAUCCUGCCUUGCCUGCGUCGAGGGAAUCCCGUUCGGUAGCGGUGCGCGCGAAACGCAAAGCACUGCACGCGCCAUUUGUACAGUAGGAAUCACACACGGAGAUGCUAGAUAUUUAAUUUUGAGAUUGCCUAAAUUAUAAGCUGUAAGACUAUCACAUUAAUAAACAGUUGUAGCACAAGCGGAGAGUGAGAGAGGGGUCGAUCCUAGCACUGUUUUUCGCAUCCCUGAUUGUUCAGGGAUUAAAGCAUGUAAACUAAAAUGAAAUGCGUCACUUAAAAAGGACCGUUUGUUACUGAUAUCAACACUUAACUGAAAAAAACGCACUUAUCGGCCACUGCGGCUGGUGUAAUUUUAGCUCUAAGCUAGCCUGUCGUACUAUCUUAUUUGCUAUGGAUGAAUCUUUUAAGGACUGAACACGUGAAAAUGGAUCUUCAAAAAAUAGUAUUGCAUGAGAGAAUCCGUUUCAUCCCCUUUUUUUCUCCAGUAACUUUGGUACUCGCUAGGUUGCAGAUGCUGUAUUUUACAUGUCAGUAUAGUCGCUGAUCUUGGAUCACAAUAAGCAAAAUAUAAUUCAAGUAUACGGAGAAGAGGCAUAUGAGUAAGGUGACGAGACAGAAGAAUUAAGAAUUCAAUGCUGCAUAAAAUGUGUCAUUGUUACCGGUAACUAUAUAUGGAGAGA